This is a messenger RNA of Corylus avellana, 543 nucleotides long. Its product is annotated as photosystem II 5 kDa protein, chloroplastic-like. Lineage: Eukaryota; Viridiplantae; Streptophyta; Magnoliopsida; Fagales; Betulaceae. The record is from RefSeq and is a predicted model, not a curated record.
UCAUCCAUUGAGCAAACAUAACCAUAAAGGCAAAAUAACAAACGCUUAGAACAUCAGUCACAUUUCAGAAAUGGCUUCAAUCACCAUGGCAGCUGCCUCAUUCCUUAGUAACACAACCCUUUCCAACCGCUCUCCGGUAGCCAGCAGCCGGAGAAUUGUCGUCACGAAUGCUGCAAGAGCAGCUGAAGGGGAAAAGGUGAAGGUUAGUUGUAACACUAAAAAGGAGAGCAACAAUGGAAGGAGGGACUUGGUGUUUGCUGCGGCAGCCGCUGCUGUUUGCUCCAUUGCCGGGAUGGCAGUAGCAGAAGGGCCGAAACCGGGGUCCCCAGAAGCUAGAAAAACCUAUGCCCCAGUUUGUGUCACCAUGCCAACUGCUAAGAUUUGUCGCAAAUGAAAGGGUUUUUGUGGUUUUAUUGUAGUUUCUAUUUAUUUGGUUUUAAGACAAGUGAUGGUGUAAUUUAUUCAAGCUUGUAAUAUUAAAUUGGGAAAUACUUUCUUUUCCAUUGCCUUAAUGGUUAAAUUUUGUGACCUAUGUUACCAUCU